AAGAAUGUUGAGAUAAAAUUAAAAUGCUUCAACACUCGACAGUUCUUAAAAUCUUUCUUUUAAAUUUCUGGAUAUCAACACAGCAAGAAGGAGUUAACAGUAUCAAGGAUGUAAAAAUAGAUUUUUCUAUGGUUGUAUCAAUAGGAGAAUCUGUAACAAUGGACUGCAAAUUCAACCUGGAAAACGAAUCAUUAUACAGCGUCAAAUUGUAUAAAGGAAGCAAGGAAUUUCUUCAUUUUAUCCCUGAAUUUUCUCCACCCUACAGUGUCUACAAUGUAAAAGGAGUCGACGUCCACAGUACAAACAUGAGUCUGGACAGACUAAGGUUUGAAUACAGUGGAGAUUCCUUGCAAUCCCUGGUUUCAUUAAACCAUCUCAAGAAUGAAAAGAUUGGGUUUGGCAGUAUCCGUGUGCUGAUGGCACCUGCUAAUCUACUGAGCCAGGGACUGUACGGAUGCGAGGUAUCAGCUGAUUCUCCCUCGUGGGACACGCAAAUAGUUAGAAGACGACUUCAUGUUCUAGUCGAACCCACCACUCAACCUGAGAUAAAUGGGAUUGAAGCUAACUACAAAUCUGGACAAAAUCUUCAUCUUACCUGUAUAUCUAAGGACACGUACCCAGCAGCAAAUAUAACCUGGUAUAUGGCCGGCCGAAAGGUUGAGUCUGCGGGAAGUGAUCAAUUGACUGAAUCAAGUGGAUUGAUCACAACAAGAUCAUACCUAAAUAUAUCUAUCAAUCACUCAACAGAGAUCAAAUGUUUGAGUUCACUCUGGACUCAUCACUACCAGAGUAAAAACUAUGCUCUGCUAGUAAAAGAUCCUCCAGUAGAACCUGUCAAAACAAACCAAACAGAACAUAUUUCACAAGCAAUCAGAGAUCAAAACAGUUCAGGCUCAGGCGUAGAGAUUUCACACUGGAUUAUUCUCUUGUUCUCAUCUAUCAUCCAACACUUGAUAAUUCAACUCAUUCAAUUCCUUAUUCAUCCUGAUUCUGUCAUUCAUCCUAAGAUUCAUCCCAUUCAAGUACAACUGUGAUAACUUAUAGCUGACAUAUAAAGCAAUCGUUUUCAUAGAUUGUUUUUUAAAAAAUUAGGAGAGUCUCAAAAUUCACAAAAAAAAAGCUUUUUCAACGCUGCCAAAGUUUUAAAUUUGCCAAAAAAAUAAAGCAGUAAACGAUUGAUAGUUGUAUGCUAUUUCCCAUUUGUGUCCAUUUCUGAAAAACUGCAUCAAAAAAAGCAAAUUGUAAAUCAUGGUCAUUAAUUUAUUUUUCUGAUAAAAAUAUUGACCUCUUUAUUUAACUGUACUGGUACAUCAAAAAAUUGCAAUUUUCCAAACAUGAUAUCUUUUCAAUUUUUCCCCCUGAAAUAUAUGUUUUUUAAAAAUCGCAAAUACAGUUUUUUACAGAAGAAACAACUUUCUGUUGGAAUCUGUUUUUUUAAUCCCAAAAAUUAACCAACAUUUUCAUGAUUACAAAAUACUUCAGACAGGAGUGUUUAAAACUAUAGAUUCUAAAUUAACUUUUUUAAAGCUGAAUUUUUUAAAAUAAUUCUUAUUUGCAAAUUUUUAAGAAUGACUUAAUACGUUUUAUACAAGAUAUUUUUGUCUAUUACGGGUCAUGCACGAUUGCUACUAACUACAUGUUCUAUUAAUUCGCGUUAGUUGUACUCUUGUUUUUUGUAA
Molecule: messenger RNA, 1679 nt
Organism: Eurytemora carolleeae
Lineage: Eukaryota; Metazoa; Arthropoda; Copepoda; Calanoida; Temoridae
Exons: 11
Coding region: 24-1034 (336 amino acids)
Source: RefSeq, a predicted model, not a curated record